This is a messenger RNA of Cuscuta epithymum, 1202 nucleotides long. Lineage: Eukaryota; Viridiplantae; Streptophyta; Magnoliopsida; Solanales; Convolvulaceae. The record is from the annotation of a GenBank genome assembly.
GUAAUUUCCCAAUAUUUUCUCAGAUUGUCAUCCGUAAAGGCGUAAACCCAACCCUCAACCUUGGUUGAUUUUAGUUCCUCUUUGACAACAAUUUCCUCUUUCCUCUACCAGUCUACUGUCUAACACGGAACUGCCCGCCCUGUCUCUUACUCGAAGAAGCUCUCCUGAUUUCCUAAGCUCUCCUUCUAUCUGCAAAACCCUAGUGAAAGGUUGUAGAGAAAUAUCAAGGGAAAUGGUAGGCACGAACCUUAAAACCGAGGCGAUAAAGCUGAUGGAGCAAAGGAGUAGUGUGGAGCUUGAGAUGAAUGCCAUUAUACAGCGCCUCUGCUGCCCCGACGGACCUGGUCUCUCCGGAAAUCUUACCGAUUCAGAGGGUUUCCCUAGAGCAGACAUUGACAUUCCUGCAGUGCGUGCCGAUCGGCAUAGGCUUGCUGAGCUGCGGAAUGAUCACAAGGAUUUAACUGCAAAAAUGGACAAAUAUAUCCAAGUUCUGCACUCAUCUAGACUUCCUUCCAUACCUUCUACUACACAAGAUUCAGGUUCAAAUGUGACGCCUUCUAAUUUUAUUGGCACGACUACUACCAGCAUAAGUGCUAUGGACGUUGAUAUGGUUGUAAGCAGACCUUUUGCACUAAUUGAUGAAAUUACAGAGGCAUCCCCGGCAGCAGAAGAUGGACUACAACUUGGGGACCAAGUUGUAAAAUUUGGUAAUGUCGAGUAUGGUGACAACUUGUCGCAAAGGCUUGCAGCUGAAUCACAGAAAAAUCAGGGGCGUACAAUAACAGUUGUGGUCUUGAGACAAGGCUUAUCGGUUAACUUAUCAGUUACGCCUCGGCCAUGGCUUGGGCGUGGGUUACUAGGAUGCCACUUUCGAAUCUUAUGAUUGAGGAAUGCGAUACUGGAAUGGCGCUUCUGUCAUUGACACCAAGCAGAUCAGUUAUAAUGUUGCUUUCUUAUCCAGUGUUAUGUGUUUUCCUUUUAUUGGUUUCCUGUGUAGUUUUUUACGUAAUAACCCACAAAUUUCAAGCUCUUUGAUAUUCACAAUCUUAUAAGGCAAUCUUGUUGCGAUGCCUCAGCUUCAGAUAGUUAUCUUCCAACAAUAUUUAUUUAAACUUGCAAUCAAAUAAAGCAAUCUUGUUGCGAUGCCUCAGCUUCAGUGGGACAAAAGUCACAAAACACAGCAAUCUUGGAUUGCAUGCCGG